Pantherophis guttatus is the source of this 5861-nucleotide messenger RNA. It is a transcript of the gene ARID4B, whose product is annotated as AT-rich interaction domain 4B. The record is from RefSeq and is a predicted model, not a curated record. NCBI's taxonomy places the organism in Eukaryota, Metazoa, Chordata, Lepidosauria, Squamata, Colubridae. Gene Ontology annotation, cellular component: nucleus. Gene Ontology annotation, molecular function: transcription cis-regulatory region binding. Gene Ontology annotation, biological process: regulation of transcription by RNA polymerase II.
AGAGGGCGGGCGUCGAUGCGUCAAUCAGGCAUCGGAUCGGGGGAGGGGACGGAACAGCUUGGAGCUGAGCCGCUGCUGUCGCCGUCGCCACCGGGGUUCGGACGGGAGGGAGAAGCGUCCUCUUGGCGAGCCCUCCCUGCCCCAGAGCCAGGCCGGCGAUCGCUGGAGGGACGGAGGCGGGAGCGGGGGCCGGGCGAUUGGGCCCGGCGUCGAGAGGAGGCUCCGUCCUCCUCGCUCCCCCCCCUCCCGCGGCAGGUUUGGGGGGACCAGCGAGCGGGCGACAGCCGUGGAACAAAAGGUCCAGCCUUGGCAGCAUAUUCGCUUUCGGAUUUUUCUGCUGCAGCCUGAGUUCAUCAUGAAGACCCUUGAUGAACCGCCCUAUUUGACAGUAGGCACUGAUGUGAGUGCAAAAUACAGAGGUGCCUUUUGUGAAGCCAAGAUAAAAACAGCAAAAAGACUGGUUAAAGUCAAGGUAACAUUUAGGCAUGAUUCAUCAACUUUAGAAGUUCAAGAUGAUCACAUAAAAGGCCCUUUAAAGGUAGGAACUGUGGUGGAAGUCAGGAAUCCAGAUGGAACUUAUCAGGAAGCUGUCAUCAAUAAAUUAACAGAUGCUAGUUGGUAUACUGUAGUAUUUGAUGAUGGAGAUGAGAAAACCCUUAGACGAUCUUCACUUUGCUUGAAAGGAGAAAGACAUUUUGCUGAAAGUGAGACAUUAGAUCAGCUCCCUCUUACCAACCCUGAACAUUUUGGGACUCCAGUCAUCGGAAAGAAAACUAAUAGAGGAAGAAGAUCUAAUCAAAUCCCAGAAGAAGAAUCUUCCUCAUCCUCAAGUGAUGAGGAUGACGAUGACAGAAAACAAACUGAUGAAUUAUUAGGAAAAGUUGUAUGUGUAGAAACUGUUAGUACGGAUAAAAAGAAAAAUAUUUGGUUUCCAGCUUUGGUGGUUUGUCCAGAUUGUAGUGAUGAAGUUGCAGUAAAGAAAGAUAAUGUUCUUGUUCGUUCUUUCAAGGAUGGCAAGUUCUCUUCAGUACCAAGGAAAGAUGUACGGGAAAUUAGUGAGUCUUCACCAAAACCUGAUGCUGCAUUAAAACAAGCUUUUGAUCAGGCCUUAGAGUUCUGUAAAAAUAGAACUGUUCCUAGUAAUUGGAAGACCGAGUUGAAAGAAGAAAGUUCCAGUAGUGAAGCAGAAGAAGAGGAUGAAGAUGAAAAGGACAAAGAAGAUAAUAGUAGUGAAGAAGAGGAAGAAAUAGAACCCUUUCCUGAAGAAAGAGAGAACUUUCUGCAACAACUCUAUAAAUUCAUGGAAGAUAGAGGGACUCCUAUUAAUAAACGACCUGUCCUUGGAUAUAGAAAUUUGAAUCUCUUCAAAUUAUUCAGACUUGUUCAUAAACUUGGAGGAUUUGAUAAUAUUGAAAGUGGAGCUGUCUGGAAGCAAGUAUAUCAGGACCUUGGUAUCCCCGUCUUGAAUUCUGCUGCUGGAUAUAAUGUUAAAUGUGCUUACAAAAAAUAUCUCUAUGGCUUUGAAGAAUACUGCACAUCAGCUAAUGUUGAAUUUAAAAUGGCACUGCCAGAGAAAACACCAAGCAAACCCUGUAAGGAGCAUGAACAAGAGGUGAAAAAACAGGAAGAAGUUGAGCUAAAUAUAAAAGAAACAAAGGUGAAAAAUGAAGAAAAAGAUGACGAAAUAACAGCAAUGAACAAACAAGUCAUACUAACUGAGAAUGAGAAUGAAAAAAAAGAAAAUGAUAAAACCUCUUCUUUGGGAAUUAAAAAAUGUUUUCAGGAGCCUCCAAAUGACCAGGAGAAAGAGUUAACAAUAAUCAUAACAAAUGAUGAAACCAAUCUGGAAUGUAAAGAAGACACAGAAUGUAAAAAUCUGGAAAAUCAGAACACCAUUCCAGAAACUGAAGAGAGGGAGAUAUCAAACGAUGUCACCAUUAAGGAAGAAGAUGAAGAUGAAGAAGGAGAAGAGGAGGAGGAGGAAGAUGAUGAUGAUGAGGAGGAAGAUGACAGAAAUGAAGAGGAAGAGUUUGAGUGUUAUCCACCAGGCAUGAAAGUCCAAGUGCGGUAUGGACGAGGGAAAAAUCAAAAAAUGUAUGAAGCUAGUAUUAAAGAUUCUGAGAUUGAAGGUGGAGAAGUCCUUUACUUGGUGCACUACUGCGGAUGGAAUAUGAGGUAUGAUGAAUGGAUAAAAGCGGACAAGAUAGUGAGACCAGCAGACAAAAAUGUACCCAAAAUAAAGCAUCGAAAGAAAAUAAAGAAUAAAGCUGAUAAAGAUGAGAAAUAUUCCCCCAAAGCAUUUAAAUUACGUCGUUCAUCAAAACCACCAUUUCAUGUUGGUAUAUCGCCUGAGAUGGCAUCCAAACCAGACAGCGCUGAAGCCAAAACUUCUGAACUAGCUCCAAAUAAACCUUUAGAGAUUAUUUCUAUCCUUAAUGGACUGCAAGCAUCUGAAAGCUCAGACGAUAGUGAACAAGAUGAUGACCAAAGUGCUCCAAAUGUCUAUAGCAAUGGGAAGGAAGAUCCUCAAGAUGAAGCUUUGACCCAAGACAAUAAUGAAGUUUGUCUGAAAGAGCAAAUCAGCUUAUCGACGCCAGAAGAGGCAGUAACCCUUGGAGAUGCUACAGCAUCCAAGCCAGUAUCAAAAUCCCCAGAAAGACCCCAGAAAGAAUUGACAGAAUUAUCUGAUGAUACUGACUAUGAUGGUGACCAUGCAAGUGCCAAGAAAAGGAAAGAGAUAAAAAAGGAAGCAACAGAUAAAAUAAAACGCGGUAAACGAAGGUACUGUGUACCUGAAGAAUGUUUAAAAACUGGGUCACCUAAUAGUAAAGAUGAAAAAUCAAAUGGAAAAGAUAUACUUAACUUGGAAAACAGCAGUAAUAGUUCUUCAGAUGAAGAUGAAGUAAAAAAUAAGUUAAAAUUAACACCUAAUAAGAAGUAUAACGGAUUAGAUGAUAAAAGAAAAUCUUUACGGACAAAUCCUUUCUUUCCUGGGUUCUCUGAAGUGUCAGAGAAGAGAAUAAAACUUCUAAGUAACUCCGAUGAAAGGCUUCAGAAUACCAGAGCAAAAGACCGGAAAGAUGUGUGGUCAAGUAUUCAGGGACAAUGGCCUAAAAAGACUCUCAAAGAACUUUUUUCAGAUUCUGACACAGAAGCAGCAGCUUCUCCACCCCACGCUUCUCCUGAGCAGGCACCACCAGAGGAGCAUCUGCAAACCCUUGAGGAAGAGGAUACCUCUUUGUCUGAUUCUAAAGUUGAAAGAUCUUUGCCACUAAGCACAGAUGCAAAACCUGUUGAAGAAAAGCCAGCUGAAACGAAUGACAAGAAAGUUGAGUUCCCAAGUAGUGGCAGUAAUUCAGUUCUAAACACCCCACCCACCACACCUGAGUCACCCCCAUCUGUAACAGUAGCAGAUUCCAGCAGGCAUCAGUCGGGCAUAUCUAUUUCUGAAACCCUGGCACCAAGUCAAGAAGAAGUACGAAGCAUCAAGAGUGAAACGGAUAGCACAAUUGAGGUGGACAGUAUUGUAGGAGAACUGCAGGACCUUCAGUCUGAAGGAAAUGUAUCUCCUACAGGCUUUGAUGCCAGUGUCAGCUCCAGCAGCAGUAAUCAACCAGAACACCCUGAGAAAGCUUGUACAGGCCAGAAAAGACUUAAAGAUAGCCAGGGUGGUGGUCCCUCGAAAAAGCAGAAAAGAAGUCAUAAAGCAUCUGUGGUGAACAACAAAAAGAAGAACAAAAGUACAAACAGUAGUGAUAGCGAAGAACUUUCUGCUGGAGAAAGUAUUACCAAAUCUCAGACAGCAAAAUCAGUUUCUACAGGAGUGAAAUCUCAGCAUACAAAAGCUCCAGCUAGAAUACAGUCUCCUGGAAAAUGUGGGAAAAAUGGAGAAAAAGAUUCCGAUCUCAAAGAACAGAACAGUCGUUUGCCAAAACUUUACAAAUGGAGUUUCCAAUUAUCUGACUUAGAAAAUAUGACCAGUGCAGAACGCAUUUCAAUCCUUCAAGAAAAACUUCAGGAAAUCAGGAAACACUACAUGUCUUUAAAAUCUGAAGUAGCUUCCAUUGAUAGAAGAAGAAAGCGUUUGAAGAAAAAAGAGCGGGAAAGUGCUGCUACCACAUCCUCCUCUUCUUCGUCGCCUUCCUCCAGUACCAUUACGGCAGCAGUUAUGUUAAGUUUAGCAGACCCACCCGUGUCCAAUUCAUCACAGAAUGGAAUGUCAGUCGAGUGCAGGUGACAGCAAGACUUGCCGAAGCACUUUGCACUUAAUGGCUGCUGAGAGCCACUUUUUAUACUGCACAGUGGCACAAAAUUCAGACAAGCACUAUUUUGUAUUUAAAAAAAAUCUUGACAAGCUAACUUUGCACUUAAGUGCACUUUUAUGAAGAAAAAGUACAACAGACUGCUUUUCCUCAAGCAAUAAUUGUUUCCAACUUGUCUGGGAAUUGUAUGCUGAAUGAAUUGAAGGCCUUCCACUGUGGCAAAUGGAAGUUGUUCACUGCCAGUAGAAUCAAUGUGGUAAGCGUGAGUUGUUGGGUAGGCCAAAUUAAAACAUUAAAGUGGCUUACUGUUCACGUAUUCCCUGGUAUUUUGUUAAAGCUGGAACAUUUGAUAUUUUUCCAUUCUUUAGGAAAAAUGAACCUAUUUUCAUUUUUACAAGAUAAUUGUUUUUUAACUGUUGCCUUAAUGGUGACUAUAACUGUACAAGUCAAGCACAGGUAAUUCAGUUCCAAACCUGCCGUUAACAGGAUGUUUCUCAUCAGAUUGACAACCAAAUAUAAGGAUUCUGCUUAAAAGGCUGACAAAUGUUUACAGGUUUGAAUUAGGCAAAAUAGGUUAUCAUGGGUUUUUGAUAACCCAUGAAUUGGAAUGAAACUACUGUACUUUGCCAUUUUUCUAUGAAUCAGUAUUUUUUUUAAUUUUGAUAAAAACACAUUGUGAAAAAGGAAGAAAACGGCUAACAAACUGUAUUAAAUCUUAAUGUACAAAGAUUGUAUUUAGCCAGUUUAAAGUGUAUAUUUAUUCAUAAUGAAUUAUAACACUUAUAUUUUUGUGUUUUCUUGUAAAAGUUUCUUUUCAGUUAAAGCAACAAAUAUUUCAUUAGUAAUGCUUAUUUUAUUAUGAGCUGCAAUUGAGAGGUCUUCAAGAAGGAGUAAAGGGUGUUAAUAUUAAGUCAUUGUUGAGAAGAACAUUGCCACAAAGGGAUAGUUGUUUAUAAUAUAAAUAGCUAACUGAGUGGUUGAAAUGAUUUUUUUUUAAUUGCCUUGUAUAAAAUCCAAAAUCAACUCAGCUGUUUUCACUUCUAUUGACUUUAUGUUGUAUGGAACCCAUGCCCUCUCGUUUGGCACUUGUAUUUAAUUACACAACUUUGUAAGACAUUUGUAUAUUGCGGGAGUGUUCAUUCGAGCUAUUUAAUACCUGGCACUGUUAAUACACAGUACUUUACUGUACAGAUUGUUUUACUGUUUUAAUUGUAGUUCUGUGUACUUCUUUUGGCUGGGCUUAUGGGGGCUGGCAUGUUUUUCUUUUUUUCUUUUUCUGGCAAUACAACAUGUAAGAAUUUCAAACAUUCUGUUUGUAGAUGCUAGAGUGUCCGAAUCUUUACAUUUGACUUUUCUAAGAAAAGCCUUUUCAGUCUUAGUAGUGUGUGUUUAAAGGUAACUGAUUUUAUUGAAAAUGGUUUCAAACUCUUCAGAUAUGUACAGGACUGUAAAAAUUGUUGACAAACAUUGAAGGAAAGGCAUAUAAAGAAAAGCUAUAAAAUAUAUAUUAGGUUCUGCAGACAAUGGAAUUAUGUAAUAUAUUGUACAAAUGUAAGCAAAGGCCUCUGAAAUAAAAUGCCAUAGUUUGUGAAUACUGGA